Nannospalax galili (Upper Galilee mountains blind mole rat) is the source of this 684-nucleotide messenger RNA. NCBI's taxonomy places the organism in Eukaryota, Metazoa, Chordata, Mammalia, Rodentia, Spalacidae. The record is from the annotation of a RefSeq genome assembly.
AUGGCUUACCCGCUGCAAUACGGCCUACAGGAUGCUACAUCCCCAAUUAUAGAAGAAUUAAUAAAUUUCCACGACCAUACACUUAUAAUUGUAUUCUUAAUUAGUUCAAUAGUACUAUAUGUAAUUACAGCCAUACUAACCACACGUCUAACACACACCAACACAAUAGAUGCCCAAGAAGUAGAAACAAUCUGAACCAUUCUACCAGCCGUCAUCCUAAUUCUAAUCGCCCUACCAUCUCUUCGAAUCCUUUACAUAAUAGAUGAAAUUAACAACCCUGCUCUUACAGUCAAAACUAUAGGCCACCAAUGAUACUGAAGCUAUGAGUACACAGACUACGAAGACCUAAACUUCGACUCAUACAUGAUCCCAACAUCCGAACUAAAACCUGGAGAGCUUCGACUCCUAGAAGUCGACAACCGCGUAGUCUUACCAGUAGAACUACCAAUUCGAAUAUUAAUUUCUUCAGAAGAUGUGCUCCACUCAUGGGCUGUUCCAUCCCUGGGUUUAAAAACAGAUGCUAUCCCUGGACGACUUAAUCAAGCCACAAUCACAUCAACUCGCCCAGGAUUAUUCUAUGGGCAGUGUUCAGAAAUCUGUGGUUCAAAUCACAGUUUCAUACCAAUCGUACUAGAAAUAGUGCCACUAAAGCACUUUGAAAAUUGAUCCUCAACAAUGGUCUAA